AGCAGCUCACGAUGCUGCAGCCCGUGGCACACACAUCGCGGCUCCUCUGGCUGCUGAGUGUGCUGAGCUUGCCGGCGGCCGCUGCGGCUCCGCCGGUGCCGCCGGUGCCGGGCAGCCCGCUGUCGGACCGGGAGUACCAGCAGUUCUUUGCCAAGCUGCACCCGCCCUGGCAGGCAAACAUGUUCUGCCUGCUGCGCCAGGCCUACGGCUGCCUCAACCACGACAUCCUGCGCCUGGACCAGGAGGAGAACCACGGAGAAAUCCCCGAAG
Molecule: messenger RNA, 270 nt
Organism: Cyanistes caeruleus (blue tit)
Lineage: Eukaryota; Metazoa; Chordata; Aves; Passeriformes; Paridae
Source: RefSeq, a predicted model, not a curated record